Molecule: messenger RNA, 4466 nt
Organism: Salarias fasciatus (jewelled blenny)
Lineage: Eukaryota; Metazoa; Chordata; Actinopteri; Blenniiformes; Blenniidae
Gene: cuedc1b
Product: CUE domain containing 1b
Exons: 11
Coding region: 482-1687 (401 amino acids)
Molecular function (GO): ubiquitin binding
Source: RefSeq, a predicted model, not a curated record
CAGUAGCCCUCUGCCUGCUUCCCGUUGACAAUGCUCCGGUCCGCCGUCCCGCGGCUCUGCUCCUCCGCCUCCCCUCUCGACACCGUGCGGAUGUUUCGUGCCCAGCGGGACCUCCGGCUCUCUCUGUCAGUGACAGCUGUGGUGUAGCUAUGCAUGUUCCCGGGUGGAUUUUGACUCUCGUCUCCACUUGAUGACAGGACCGUGGACAUUUGACUUGUCACCACCUGAUUAUUCCACUUCCUGCACUCGCUCUGAUACUGUUAACCAUGCCAGAUGCAGCACAAUAACGAGUCGCGCCGGGGGUUAAAAACUCCAGUUUUUCUAAUCUCCCAUCAGACGGCUGCCAUAUUUGUGCGAGCAUGAGAAACUGAGCAGAGACGCAGUAAACACAAGCCAGACUGAAGGAGCCGAAGUGCUUGACGGGAAAGAGGAGCCAUCCUCUCAGCGGGUUGGCAGCGCCUGAGGCAACCAGGCCCUGAGGAUGACGAGCCUGUUCAGGCGCAGCAGCAGCAAUGGAGGCUCCAGAAGCAGCGGGAGUGGUGGCGGUGGCGGCGGCGGCGCCGGACAGGGACAGCUCAACAACAGCAGGCCCAACCGGCAGGUCCGACGCCUGGAGUUCAACCAGGCCAUGGAGGACUUCAAGACCAUGUUCCCCUCUAUGGACUACGAGGUGAUCGAGUGCGUGCUGCGCUCCAACAACGGAGCCGUGGACGCCACCAUCGACCAGCUGCUGCAGAUGAGCAUUGACGGACAGGGCACGGAUGACAGCUCCGACUCGGAUGACAGCAUCCCGCCGGAGAUUCUGGAGCGGACUCUGGAACCGGACAGCUCUGAUGAAGAGCCACCUCCAGUUUACUCUCCGCCCACAUAUGACAUGCACAUUUAUGACAGAAAAUACCCAGAAGCCCCACCGACGCCUCCACCACGUUUUGAAGCCCAGCCACCUCCAGGUCACCAGCAAGUCCGAAGCUACAAAAACUGGAACCCGCCUCUCCUCGGGAAUCUGCCCGACGACUUCCUGCGGAUCCUGCCACAGCAGCUGGACAGCAUCAAGAGCUCUCAGAGCAGUCUCUCUCAGCCUUCGUCCUCCUCCUCCUCGUCAGUGUCUUCAAUAAGCCAGUGGACAGCUCAGUCCGGCUCCGCUUCAGGAGCCGCGGGGACUGCCGGAGGUGCCGGUUUGACCGCAGCGGCCACAGAGCAGGACAAGAAGCUGAAGCAGUAUCUGGAGGACGAGCGCAUCGCCCUGUUCCUGCAGAACGAGGAGUUCAUGAGAGAGCUGCAGCGCAACCGCGAGUUCCUCAUCGCCUUAGAAAGAGAUCGCUUGAAGUAUGAAUCAAAGAAAUCAAAGUCCAAUCAUUCAUCUAGCAUGGAGAGUUCCACAGGGGAGCAGUACUCGGCGGCCGCCAUGGAGGCCGCCUCCGACGACGCCCUCUUCAGAGACAAGCUCAAACACAUGGGGAAGUCGACGAGGAAGAAGCUGUUUGAGAUCGCCAGGACGUUCUCAGAGAAGACAAAGAGGAGGAAGUCUAAAAGACGGACGCUCCUCAAGCACCACUCACUGGGCACAGCCAACUCCACAGCCAAUCUCCUGGAUGACGUCGAAGGAAACCCCUGUGAAGAUAAUGGCCAGCCAAGAAGAGCAAACACUCAGGAAGAGACAGAACAACGCAGUGAGCCUAUAUCAUGAUCCCACUGUGCUGCAUCAUAUCACCGUCACACGGCUGGUGGGGGCUUCCCGGAUCCUCCUGCCCCCCCAAACCGGUCUCAUCCCACCUGAACCCUGAGCAGUGAGACCCCCACCACCGCCACCACUACUCUCUCCUCCCCCCGACCUGUGGAGAGGACCUGGACUGUUCCCAGCACUGGGCUAACUGUAAAUGCAUCACCUCUGUAUUAUAACACUUCGUUGAUAUAUCAUUUUAAAUGUAAAGGAAAAAAAAAGCAUUAGUCCUUCCAGUAGAUCAGCUUCCUUUAAUCCACUGAGAGGAAACACUAGCUUAGUGAAGACUUUCUCCCUCGUGUUCCCCCUCUCGUUGUGUCCAGUAGCAGACUGUAUGUUUCUGAACGGACUCCCUCAGGCCGGGCAUUUCCGAUCCAAAGUGUGCAGAUGCCCCUUUAUACACUAAAACAUAUAGAGCUUUUUUACCAUGUUUUUCUUAAUCAGAUUGUAAUAUUUUGCUGUUGUUGAAUGUCGGGGCGGAACUGUAUUUCCUACACGUCUGAAUAUUGUGGCCAUUGAAGCUGUGGCCGCCCUCGCCCGGCCACGCCCGUCCAUCGCCAUAAGAACCGCCGGGUCUCCUUUCAAGGACUGUUUUUUUUAAAACCAUGAAGAUGGAGUUUGGAGGAGGUUUCUAGUCUGCUUGGUUCGGCGAGGUGAAACAUUUCCGACUCGUUUUGGGAUUUAUUUUGCAGCGCUAAACCGUAUCGUCCACAGAGGUGCUCUCAGAGUAAAUCCUAAGGAAAUUUCUGUAUUUUAAAUUGCUUCAAAUCAUAGAUGAAGUGAAUGUUGUCUGUGAAUGCUGCUUGUGGAAAUCAAGCACUGACUGACGUUACAAAGGCAUCAUCAGCCAGUUAGUUGGGAAGAUUAAAUUAAUUCAACGAGAAAAUGUCGUCCAGCAGAUAUUUUGUUUUUCUCACGUUAACCUGAAAGUUGUUGAGUUUUGGUGGCUUAAAACUUGACUAAACUGAAGUAUGAUUUUCGUCCAACCCAAUACUUCCUGUUUGUAGACAUACCCAAAUAGUUUUCAUGCAUCGAUAGACGAAGCAGAAUUGGUAGCUAAAGCUAAAUAAACAAUGUAAUUUUGGCCAAAGGCAAAACUAAGCAAUUCUGACAUCAGUUGAGUGGAAUCACAGUUAUAUAACUCUGUUUUGGUCUGUAAAUGCAAACAUUCAGUGAGUUCAACUCAGACAGAGUUGUUUGCACUUCAGAUAACUUGAACUUGAUUGGUUUAAAGUCCAGCUGCAUAAAGAAUGAGUUCCUCCUCUCAUGGAGUCUGAUGUUCAAGCUAAAACCAAGCUGAAUGAAGAUUCCAGAGUGUGAAGAAGUUUCGGACGCUCCAUGCCAAUUUUCUUCGUCUGUUGUGAAGAAACAAAGUAAAGUACAAAACAGUUCUAAGUCACCAUCACUUCAUUUGAUCAUGAAUGACAUGGUCUAACUACUGGCUCAUCAUUUUCAAUUGAUUUUCAUAGUUUAAUAAGAAACGAUAUGAUUUAUUCCAAAUGAAAUCUGAAUCAGAGGUGACUAAUUAGUAGAGAACCACUGGAACAGUUUGGUGUUGGAAUGUCCGGCGAUCUAAAGAUGUCAGAUGUUUAGAGUAUGAGUUGAUCUUCAGAGCCUAUUUUGAUAGAGCGAAAAGGCUGGAACUCCCCUCAACCUUAAGUUCGGCGAAACAGCCGUAGACGUAUAAAUGAUGUUCUUUCAUUUUUUGCUCAAUGUCAGCUGGUUUCCCUUUCAGCUUCCAUGACCAGUGAAGUGUGAGGUGAAAAUGGAUGGACGGACUAACUUUCCCUUUUGAUCAACGUCUGCAGAGAUUGGCCACAAAUAGCUUGGAUAAAGUGGAUGUGAGUGUUUGAGAAGUGUUGGGAUAAAAGAGCUAAAAACUGAUUAGAGAGUGACAGUGAGAUUGAAAAAGUCUUGUUUUUUUUUUUUUUUUUUGAGGAUUAGCUGUCGUCAAAUGCAGUUUUAAACUGAUAUUAUUUUUAAGUCGCAAAGAAGAUUUACUUCCCAACCAGUUUCUGGAUAAUCAGAAUGUCUUUAUGGAUUUUUGAGGUGUGACGGCUGAUUAAUUUGUUUAACCUGUAAAAGUCAAUACAAAGUCUCAGUAUCUUGUCAUUUGUUGGACUUCAAUGAACAGACACCGUUUCCAUGACGAUCCACCCACUAAUGUCCUUGGGCUUACCUCUGGCGUCCGGAGGUUCUCCGCUCCAUUAUUGUUCUUUAUCUUCCCGGGCGUUUUUUGCUGGUGGAUCGUGAGACUCGGCGGCCCUUCAUGAAACAAAGAGUCCUCUCAGAUUGCCUCCAGAUGUGAAGAACUACCUCCUCCCGCUUUGUGUUUGUUCUGAUUAGCCGGUUCUCACCUCGCCUUACCGAACCAAACUGAAACCUGCCUCCUGGAACACUUUGCUAAUAUUCUGCCAGGUUUCCACGACUCCUGCACAAAGCCAAAAAGACCAUUUCUUUAGCAAGACGUCACGGAGACGGGAUAUAUCACUCAGAAGUACUCAGCCAUAUCUUUGAGGAAACCCUGUCCUUGUUAUCUGGCCUCCUUCUGGAGGAGAACACGUUUGUAGAUGCCAAACCUUGACGAGACGAGAACGAGUGUGAAGCCGACGGGAAUAAAAUCCAUUAAAAAAAAUCAUUUUCAUGAGGUUUUCUGGCCUCCUCUUUAUGUUUCCAUUUGUAUGUGUAGAUGUGAAAGUAGCAUGGACAAAACUAGAAGAAAGUCUGAUGUGAGGAGGAGAGGAAC